AUGCAGGCCGUUACCACUGGCCUUGAAGGGCCUUCAUCUUCGCCUUCAGACUCCAAACAGACUGCGGCAGCGUCAGUUACGAAGCCAGCAGCGCAAGCAAUCAUGGAAAAACAGACGACGACAUCAGAUAAGCCCGUAGUCGCGGCGACGACGACAAAGACCAAAAAGUCCAAGCAACAAACAAUACACUAUCCCUUCUGGUUCGGAGGAAGCGCCAGCAGCAUGGCUGCCACCGUCACACAUCCUCUCGAUCUUGUCAAAGUCCGCCUCCAAAUGCGCACCGGCGACGCCCCCAAAACCAUGUCCGGCACCGUCCUCCACAUCAUCCGCCACAACGGCAUCACCGGCCUCUACAACGGUCUCUCCGCCUCUCUCCUCCGCCAAAUCACCUACUCGACCACGCGCUUCGGCAUCUACGAAGAGCUCAAAACCCGCUUCACCACCAAAGACCACCCGGCCUCCUUCCCCCUGCUGAUCGCCAUGGCCACCGUCUCCGGCGUAGCCGGCGGCUUGGUGGGGAACGUAGCAGACGUGCUGAACGUGCGGAUGCAGCACGACGCCGCUCUGCCCCCCGCGCAACGACGCAACUACGCGCACGCCAUCGACGGCUUGGCGCGGAUGACGCGCGAGGAAGGGUUCCGGAGCUGGUUUAGGGGUGUUUGGCCCAAUAGUGCUAGGGCGGCCGCCAUGACGGCCAGUCAGCUGGCUAGUUACGAUGUGUUCAAGCGCAUCUUGAUUAGACAUACGCCCUUGGAGGAUAAUCUGGCGACGCACUUUAGCGCCAGUUUCCUGGCGGGCGUGGCGGCAGCGACGGUCACGAGCCCGAUUGAUGUGGUCAAGACGCGGGUGAUGAGCGCGAGCGGGAAGAGCAGUAUCGGGCAGGUGCUGGGGAGCUUGUAUGCCCAGGAGGGGGUGAGGUGGAUGUUCAAGGGAUGGGUGCCGAGUUUUUUGAGGUUGGGGCCACAAACGAUUUGCACCUUCAUCUUCUUGGAGGGCCAUCGGAAGAUGUACAAGAAGGUCAAGGGCAUUGAGGAAUGA
Neurospora hispaniola is the source of this 1038-nucleotide messenger RNA. RefSeq names its product mitochondrial carrier domain-containing protein. The transcript has 3 exons. Gene Ontology annotation, molecular function: thiosulfate transmembrane transporter activity; succinate transmembrane transporter activity; antiporter activity. Lineage: Eukaryota; Fungi; Ascomycota; Sordariomycetes; Sordariales; Sordariaceae. The record is from RefSeq and is a predicted model, not a curated record. Bases 1 to 1038 code for a protein of 345 amino acids. Gene Ontology annotation, biological process: succinate transmembrane transport; oxaloacetate transport; phosphate ion transmembrane transport.